GGGUUUAAAAGCUGCGCGUGAGGAGGAGCGGCGCAGAGUAUCAAGGAGCUACGCAGAGAAAAAGUUCUUUCACGGCAGAAGUGCACGGAAAGGAAGAAGGAAGAAGCCUCAGAGAGAGAUGGCAGCCCAGACUGAGCAGCCUCACUUGCACCUCGCAGAGCUCACCGCAGCCCAGUUCAUCGACAUCUGGAAACAUUUUGAUGCUGACGGAAAUGGAUACAUUGAAGGGAAAGAGCUGGAAAACUUCAUCAGAGAGCUGGAGACUGCCAGACGAGGAGCAGGCGUGGAUACCUCACAUGCAGCGUUCAAGGAAAAGAUGCGGGAGUUCAUGGCCAGUUUCGACAAGAAUUCCGAUGGGAGGAUUGAGAUGGCAGAGUUGGCUCAGCUUCUGCCUACAGAAGAAAACUUCCUGCUGUGUUUCAGGGAGUUUGUGGGAUCCAGUGCUGAAUUCAUGGCACACUUGGAAGUGGUUCUCCCAGGAAGGCAGACGGACUACUCGGGAUAUGGCGUUCAGGCCUGGCGGAGGUAUGACACUGACCGCAGUGGAUAUAUCGAGUCAAAUGAACUGAAGGGUUUUCUGACAGACCUGCUGAAGAAAGCUAACAGAAGCUAUGAUGACAAGAAGCUCCAUGAGUACACACACACUAUUCUAACGAUGUUUGAUCUGAAUGGUGAUGGGAAGCUGGGUCUUUCUGAGAUGGCAAGGCUCUUGCCCGUGCAGGAGAACUUCUUGCUGAAGUUUCAGGGCAUCAGGCUCACCGUCAAGGAAUUUGACUCCCUCUUCACACUCUAUGAUAAGGAUGGUAACGGCUACAUAGACGAGCAGGAGCUGGAUGCUUUGCUGAAGGACCUCUGUGACAAGAACAAAAUGGAUGUGGAAGUAACAGGACUGUCAGACUACAAGAAGAGCAUCAUGGCUCUGUCAGACGGAGGGAAACUAUUUCGCGCCGAACUGGAGAUCGUCCUGUGUCGGGACUCCACGCUGUGAGACGCCUGCCCCCUUUGCCUCCUUCCUACCUGUGCAUGUGUGACCUUAAACCCCGCUUACACUGCUAGAGAGAAAACAAAAAAGUGCUCCUAAAAGAACACAGUGAACUGCUGGCCCUGAUGUUUAAGCUUCUUUUUUACAUAGUGAAAUAGACCUAGCAAUAUUGUGUCCUUCUUUAUUUUUGAAUACCCAUUUUAAUAUGUAUAUGCAGUUUUACAUUAACCCAUCUAUGUCCCCGCCCCCAUUUGACACUUUUGUUCAUGUGUUCUAUUUAUUUUACUUCUAUUCAAUGCCGUCUUGUUUAUUUCAUAAGGCUUGUACUGUUCAAUUAAAUAUAUUACAGAGAGAAUGAAUAAAUAUAACAACAGUC
Molecule: messenger RNA, 1358 nt
Organism: Nerophis ophidion (straightnose pipefish)
Lineage: Eukaryota; Metazoa; Chordata; Actinopteri; Syngnathiformes; Syngnathidae
Product: calretinin-like
Exons: 12
Coding region: 119-988 (289 amino acids)
Biological process (GO): regulation of long-term synaptic potentiation; regulation of presynaptic cytosolic calcium ion concentration
Cellular component (GO): nucleus; terminal bouton; cytosol
Molecular function (GO): calcium ion binding
Source: RefSeq, a predicted model, not a curated record